AUGAACGUGUCCAGAGUCAACACAGUGACUGAAUUCAUACUCCUGAGCUUCCCCUGUUUCCGUGAGGUUCAGGUUCUCCUCUUCAUGCUGUUCUCUGUGAUGUACAUCCUGACACUGAUGGGGAAUGGAGCCAUCACCUGUGCAGUGACGCUGGAUCACAGGCUCCACACCCCCAUGUACAUUCUGCUGGCCAACUUCUCAUUCCUGGAGAUUUGUUACAUCAACACCACUGUACCCAUCAUGUUACAGAACUUCCUGUCUGAGACAAAAACCAUCUCUUUCACUGCCUGCUUCCUCCAGUUCUACUUCUUCUUCUCCAUGGGCACCGCUGAGACCUUCUUACUGCCACUCAUGGCAUUUGAUCGAUACCUGGCCAUCUGCCAGCCUCUCCACUAUCCUGCCAUCAUGACCAAUCAUCUUUGCAUGAACUUGGUGGCCCUCUGCUGGGUAAUAGCCUUCCUCUGCUAUCCACUUCCUAUCUAUUUUAUAACACAACUCCCCUUUUGUGGCCCCAAUAUCAUUGACCAUUUUGUCUGUGACCCAGGUCCCCUUCUAGCCCUGUCUUGCAUUCCUGCCCCUGGAAUUGAGCUUUCCUGCUCUAUAUUGAGCUCCCUUAUUCUCUUCAUCACCUUCUUCUUAAUCCUUGGAUCCUACACACUAGUCCUCAGAGCAGUGUUACGGGUUCCCUCAGCAGCUGGCAGACAUAAGGCCUUCUCCACCUGUGGGUCCCACCUGGGUGUAGUGUCUUUGUUUUAUGGAACAAUCAUGGUGAUGUACGUCAGUCCAAGCUCUGGAAACCCAGCUGGGAUACAGAAGAUUGUAACCCUGUUCUACUCAUCAGUGACUCCACUUGUAAAUCCUCUGAUCUACAGUCUCCGGAACAAGGACAUGAAGGCUGCCCUAAGAAAAAUUCAGAUGUGCACAAAAAGUAGUCAAAGCAGAUGA
Choloepus didactylus (southern two-toed sloth) is the source of this 945-nucleotide messenger RNA. RefSeq names its product olfactory receptor 11H6-like. Bases 1 to 945 code for a protein of 314 amino acids. NCBI's taxonomy places the organism in Eukaryota, Metazoa, Chordata, Mammalia, Pilosa, Megalonychidae. Gene Ontology annotation, biological process: G protein-coupled receptor signaling pathway. The transcript has a single exon. The record is from RefSeq and is a predicted model, not a curated record. Gene Ontology annotation, cellular component: membrane. Gene Ontology annotation, molecular function: G protein-coupled receptor activity; olfactory receptor activity.